AUGUCCGCCUCACCAAAGACAUGGCGCGACAACGCCUACCUCGCCGUCUCGGUCAUACAACUGUUGGCCAUGCUUUUGGUUGACCUGGUCCCCUUCUACCCACCCUCGCUCUACGCCCUGCCGACAUCCCCUCUGCACUUCCUCCAGCUGCUGCGAGACUUCUACAUCUCAACCUACAACGACCCGUUCUUCGUCGCGUCCCACGAUGCGCUGCCGUCAUGGUACAAGCUCUUCACCUACCUCGAGAUGUUCUUCCAGCUCCCCAUGGCCGUCUGGAUGACCUACCGCUUCUCCCGCCGCACCGGCACGACCCCCGGCUUCGAGCUCGCCGUCCUGGUCCUGUCCGUCGAGCUCGUCCUCACGACGCUGACCUGCAUCUACGACGUCUUCCACUGGGACCCGGCCGUCUACAGCGAGGCCCAGAAGAACGUCUUCAUCUUCAACCUCUACGGCCCAUGGGUCGUCAUUCCCGCUCUGAUGGGAUUGGACAUGUGGCUCAGGAUCCUCGGCCGCGUGGAUUCCGCCGAAAAGACGAAGAAGGUUCAGUAA
Molecule: messenger RNA, 549 nt
Organism: Colletotrichum karsti
Lineage: Eukaryota; Fungi; Ascomycota; Sordariomycetes; Glomerellales; Glomerellaceae
Exons: 3
Coding region: 1-549 (182 amino acids)
Cellular component (GO): endoplasmic reticulum
Source: RefSeq, a predicted model, not a curated record